Plasmodium coatneyi is the source of this 1575-nucleotide messenger RNA. RefSeq names its product Dihydroorotate dehydrogenase (Fumarate). Gene Ontology annotation, cellular component: cytoplasm; mitochondrial inner membrane. The transcript has a single exon. The record is from RefSeq and is a predicted model, not a curated record. Gene Ontology annotation, molecular function: dihydroorotate dehydrogenase activity. NCBI's taxonomy places the organism in Eukaryota, Apicomplexa, Aconoidasida, Haemosporida, Plasmodiidae. Gene Ontology annotation, biological process: pyrimidine ribonucleotide biosynthetic process; 'de novo' pyrimidine nucleobase biosynthetic process. The coding region runs from base 1 to 1575 and encodes 524 amino acids.
AUGCUGCGGCAUAACUGCUUACGCGCCCAGUUGCGUGCUGCGGGUGGUAGCAGUUUGGGAAGCCUUUGCCGGGUAAAUAGGAAUGACGCCAAAUGGUACGGAUACUACGUUAACCAUGUUAUAGGGGGAGGAACGUGCAGAUCUAUCACAAGCGAAUGCAUGAAGAGGCACAAAUUAUUCAUGCAACAUGUUCGACGCUUCGGUGAUCAGUCCAAUUAUGCGACAGCGGGGAGAAGACCCCCCCCAAGUGAAGGAGACCAAAGAAAAGAUGACCCAGACGUAAUUCGAACAAACAACAGUGAGAGAAAAAAACAACUGGAAGAGGAGAUGAAAAAACUGCAUGAUGAUAUAACAAGGGAAAAAGGGAACCACAAAAAAGUUCUACUGUUAAUCUUCACAUGUGUAGUAGGCUUAUACAUGUACUUCGAAUCAUAUGACCCUGAAUUUUUUCUGUAUGAUGUUUUUUUAAAAAUUCUUUUAAAGUAUGUGGACGGGGAGAUGUGUCACGAUCUUUUUCUCCUCAUGGGAAAGUACAACUUGUUGCCAUAUGACACAAGCAAGGAUAGCAUAUAUUCCUGCCCAGAAAUAAAAGGGUUGGAAUUUAUUAAUCCUUUUGGAGUCGCUGCGGGGUUUGAUAAGAACGGGGUGUGCAUUGAUGCGAUACUGAAGUUGGGUUUCUCUUUUAUAGAAGUGGGAACCAUCACUCCUAAACCACAGAAGGGAAAUGAAAAACCAAGAAUCUUCAGGGAUGUAGAAACGAGGAGCAUUAUAAAUUGUUGUGGAUUUAAUAAUAUUGGGUGUGAUGAGGUGACUUUAAAUUUGAAACGCUUUCGAGAGAAACAGAAGACAGACAAACUGCUGCAGAGACAUUUGGUUGGAGUUAGUUUGGGGAAGAAUAAGGAUUCCCCUGAUAUUUUAGAAGACCUCAGUUACUGCAUCGCCCGGAUUGGAAGGUACGCCGAUUAUAUAGCCAUUAAUGUGAGUUCCCCCAACACGCCUGGACUACGUGACAAUCAGCAAUCGGAGCGUUUGCAGGGAAUUAUUCUGCGGGUGAAGGAGGAGGUAACCAAGUUGGACCAGGGGAGUGAUGUUAUGCGUGACGGACCCUGGGUCAACACGACCAAGCGAAGGCCCCUCAUCUUCGUGAAACUCGCCCCAGAUUUGCAGGAAGAUGAAAAAAAAAAAAUAGCAGACGUGCUUCUCAAAACGCAAGUCGAUGGGAUGAUCAUUUGCAACACCACCACGCAAAAAUUUAACAUAAAAAAUUUCCAAGACAAAAAAGGAGGAGUUAGUGGAGAAAAGUUGAAAGACAUAUCAACGAAUUUUAUUUCACAGAUGUAUAAUUAUACGAAUAGGAAAAUCCCCAUAAUUGCCUCUGGGGGGAUAUUCACUGGAAAAGAUGCGUUGGAGAAAAUUGAGGCGGGGGCAUCUGUAUGUCAGCUGUACUCAUGUUUGGUCUUUAAUGGAAUGAAGGCGGCUGUGCGGAUCAAGCGUGAGUUGGACCACUUGCUUUACCAGAGGGGGUACUACAAGUUGGAGGACGCCAUUGGGAAGGCCCACCGGGGGGGCAAGUAG